AUGCAACGAGAUGAAGUCCUGCCGGGUGUACGUGGAAAACCUGACGCUGAAGUGAUUCAAGACGUGACGUCAACGUUCUUCCUCCUGCUGGCUAUCUAUUUUCCAGCUGUCACUGGCAUUAUGACCGGUACCAAUAUGAGUGGUGAUCUACGAGAUCCCCAGCGCUCAAUUCCGAGCGGUACCAUAGCGGCUACGGUCACCACGUCGAUCAUCUACUACGCCUUGGCUGUGCUUUUUGCUGCCAGUAUCGAUAGAUCUGUGCUCAGAGACAAAUUCGGCCGAUCAAUCGAUAAUAACAUGGUGGUCUCGACGCUGGCCUGGCCGUCGCCAUGGGUGGUCACCGUCGGAUCUUUCCUGAGUACUUUUGGUGCAGCUCUACAGUGCUUAUGCAGUGCACCUCGACUGUUGCAGUCGAUAGCCAAAGACGAUGUCAUUCCUAUAUUGGCGCCGUUCGCCCGAGUUACGGCCAACAACGAACCUCUACUGGGAUUACUUUUGACAACGUUCAUCGCCGAAUUGGCUAUACUUCUCGGUGCUGUCGAUAAAAUCGCUGAGGUCCUUGACUUCUUCUUCCUGAUGUGUUACGCGUUCGUGAACCUGAUCGCAGUUCUUCAUUCUGUCCUGAAGGUGCCCAACUGGCGGCCGCGUUUCAAAUAUUUCCAUUGGCUACUAUCAUUGAUGGGAGCGUUUCUGUGCUUCUUCAUAAUGUUCGCGUCGGACUGGCAUUUGGCUUUGGCCGCUUGUGGUAUCACAUUCACCAUUUACAAAUACGUGGAGUGGAAACGG
Messenger RNA from Ostertagia ostertagi, 786 nucleotides. The record is from the annotation of a GenBank genome assembly. NCBI's taxonomy places the organism in Eukaryota, Metazoa, Nematoda, Chromadorea, Rhabditida, Trichostrongylidae.